This is a messenger RNA of Cotesia congregata, 2180 nucleotides long. The record is from the annotation of a GenBank genome assembly. Lineage: Eukaryota; Metazoa; Arthropoda; Insecta; Hymenoptera; Braconidae.
AUGGGAGAACUUGAGUUACUGAGAGAGAAAAUUGGAUUAAGUGAGUCGAAAGCCAAGGAAACGUUGAAAAAUGCUCAAGUUACUAAGAACUUACUCGCUUGUAUCGCUGAGGCUGAUAAAUUUGGAAAACUCGAUAAAGACUCAGGAAUUUUAUUGUAUCACUUGGCUUCCAAGAUCAAAGCUCAGAUAAUUGACAAGCUGGGUUUUGUAACUGAGUAUAUUGUUAAUAAAAAGCUAGAUACUACCCAGCGGGUUGAAGCCGCGUUGGCCUACUUGUUGAGUAACAUCUGCGACAAUGUUAAUAUUCCCGAGUUCGAAAAGGCUUGUGGUGUUGGGGUUGUUGUCACUCCGGAGCAAGUUGAAGCUGCGGUUGAGAAAGCUAUCAAGAAUCACUUAGAUGAUAUUAAAGAGCAAAGGUACCGAUUCAAUUCAGGUUUAUUGAUGGCAGAAAUAAGGGCUGAGUUAAAAUGGGCGAGCGGUGAGUCUGUAAAAAAUGAAAUUGGAGUCCAGAUGAUUGACAUUCUUGGACCCAAGACUGCUGAAGACGAAGCUCCAGUUGAUUCAAAAGCAGCUGAGGAAAAUUCCGACUCUGCAAGGACAAUAAGCGAGCUAAUGAAAACCAAGGUGCACUUCCACAAGCCUGGAGAAAACUACAAAACAAACGGCUACGUGGUGACUCCAAACACGCACAAACUACUCGCGGAGCAUCUUAAAAUCACCGGUGGACAAGUCCGAACCCGCUUUCCCCCAGAACCAAACGGAAUCCUCCACAUCGGCCACGCGAAAGCGAUAAACAUAAACUUCGGCUACGCAGCAGCCCACAACGGAAUCUGCUACUUGCGCUACGACGACACCAACCCCGAGAAAGAGGAGGAAAAAUUCUUCACAGGGAUCCGAGAGAUGGUAGAGUGGUUGGGAUAUCAACCCGCAGCAAUCACCCACUCAUCAGACAACUUCCAGCAAUUGUACGAAUUAGCAGUGAAGCUAAUUGAAAAAGGGCAUGCGUACGUUUGCCACCAGAAGAGUGAGGAGAUGAAGGGGUUCAACCCUCCCCCGAGUCCUUGGCGCGAGAGACCUAUUGCAGAAAGUCUCCAGCUGUUCGAGGACAUGAAGAACGGGUUGCUUGAUGAAGGAGAAGCUACCUUGAGGAUGAAAGUAACUCUAGAAGAAGGCAAGCAGGACCCAGUGGCUUAUAGAAUUAAAUUCACGGCUCACCACCGCACUGGAGACAAAUGGUGCAUUUAUCCUACUUACGACUUCACUCACUGUCUGUGCGACAGUAUUGAGAACAUCACUCACUCUCUUUGCACCAAAGAGUUCCAGACAAGAAGGUCUUCCUACUAUUGGCUCUGCAAUGUCCUGGACCUUUACUGUCCAGUCCAGUGGGAGUACGGAAGGCUGAAUUUGAGCUACACUGUUGUGUCUAAGCGAAAAAUUGCCAAGCUAAUUGACGAAGGCAUCGUUGCAGACUGGGACGAUCCAAGAUUGUUCACCCUGACUGCUUUAAGAAGAAGGGGAUUCCCUCCAGAAGCUAUCAACAAUUUCUGCGCCCAGAUGGGAGUCUCUGGAGCCCAGGCUAUUGUUGAGCCAGCGGUUCUUGAAGCUGCUGUUAGAGAUGUCUUGAAUCUAACUGCCCCCAGACACAUGGUGGUCAUCGAUCCUAUUAAAGUGACCAUCGCUAACUUCACAGACCAGCUUCCGACCAAAAUUGAGGUCGCUGAUUUUCCCUCUGAGCCUGACAAAGGACAACACUCUAUUGCUUUUGAUGAAAUUGUUUAUAUUGAAGCCGCUGAUUUUAGGGAAGUAGAGGAGAAAGGCUUCAGAAGACUCACUUCCAAGCAAUCGGUGGGGUUGAAGUAUAUUGGAGUGGUUUUGACGCUGCAAAAGGUUGAAAAGGAUCCUAGUGGAAAAAUUACUGGGCUGGUUGUUCGACAGGAACCUGUUAAUGAUAAAAAUAAACCUAAGGCUUUUAUUCACUGGGUUGCUAAGCCGAAACUUGCUUCUAUUAGGCUGUAUGAGAAGUUGUUUAAGCAUAAGAAUCCCGAGGAUGUUAAUGAAGUUCCUAAUGGAUUUCUUAGUGAUAUUAAUUCGCCGAGUAAGAGGGAAGUUGUCGGGUAUAUUGAUGCCGGCUUGUCUUCAACAGAACGGUGACACUUAAAGAAGAUGCAGGAAAAGUGUAA